AUGGGGUUUAUGGGCUUUGGUGAUAGGUGGAGGUCUUGGAUUCAUGGUUUACUAAAAAAUGCUAGAUCUUCUAUUCUUGUUAAUGGCAACCCAACUGAAGAGUUUCAACUUUUUAGAGGUUUACGUCAAGCCAUAGAGGAUGCGGUUGCUUCUGGGAAUUUUCGUGGAGUUAAGGUUAAAGAGGCUAAUUUAGAGAAUGUCGAUGAUGCUUUUUUGUUGGGUGUUGGGGUUAAUCAGUCAGAAUUUACUUCUCUUGCUUCUAUUAGUGGAUGUGCUGGAGCUAUUUUUCCUUUUUCUUACCUUGGAAUUCCGGUGGGUGGGUCUAUGAGUCAUGAAGACCAAAGAUGUAUUCAUUGGGUCAAAUGGGAUAUUAUCCUUAAGUCUAGGGAUAAAGGUGGAUUAGAGGUUGGUAGUUUGGAUGCGUUUAACCGGGAUCUCCUUUUUAAAUGGAAGUGGCGGUUUCUUCAUGAUCAUUCGACUUUAUGGUUGAGGCUCAUUAAAGGGUUACAUGGUGAUUUUGGGGAUUUGGCUAAUAAUUUCGGCCUUCUGGAGGUGAUGGAUGGGUUGGCCUCGGAUUUCUGGAAUUAUUGUGGGUGGAACUUCUCUUGGAGGUGUGGCAUUAGAGGAGGAGUUGAAGCUAAGAAAUUAGAGAGUUUUAUGCAGAUUUUGACUCUUACUCAGUUGACUUCCAUUCCCGACAGGUGGUCCUGGAGUCUUGAUCCAAGUGGGGUGUUUUUGGUUAGUUCCACUAGAAGAUUGAGGUUAAAUAGAAUCCCUAUUUGUUUGGUUUUAGUGGAUAGAGGUGUUGAGUUGGAGUCUAUUCUAUGCCCAGUUUGUCAGUCUGUUAAAGAAAGUGUUUCGCAUAUUUUUCUUCCAGUGUGA
Messenger RNA from Lactuca sativa (garden lettuce), 882 nucleotides. NCBI's taxonomy places the organism in Eukaryota, Viridiplantae, Streptophyta, Magnoliopsida, Asterales, Asteraceae. The record is from RefSeq and is a predicted model, not a curated record.